CUUUCUGUGCUCUUCUUGUAUAGUCUGACAAGCGGGUUUGUUAUGUAGCAUUGGUGUCACAUUGCGAGCACCUAUUUGGCUCCUAAAUGUAGUUUUUGUAUGUUAUUGUUUUUAUUUGCCAACAUUAUCUUAAUGUCUCCUGCAGACACGUUCACUGUGCGUUGACCAAUUUCAGAACCUUUUUUUCCCGAGCUAAAUAACCAUUGACGCUAGCUUGAAAUGGACGAGUUAGCAGCAGCUUCGUCAAUCCAAGUUGACGGAAAAUAUACUUGAAGCAUUUUGUAACAUUUUUUGUAGUUGAGCAUGGCCGACAAAGGAGACAAACACAAACCCAGGCGGGAUUUGUCCUCCAAGAACAAAAAGAAAGGAAGCGCUCUCGCUGUCAACAAAACUCUCAUCACGUCGUUCUUCAGCAACCCGCCGCCGCCAAAACUGUCUUGCCCGCUUUGCGGUCAGAUGGUUCUCAGAUUUGGCAUCAACGAGCACAUUGAUUUGCAGUGCAAGAACUUUGAGAGAGGAGACCAUGUUGCCUCAUCAGAAAAUAAGACUGCCGUGUCACCCAGCAGAAACUCCCCCAAGUCCUCCCAGCGAGAUCCGGAGCAGGAGGACGAAACCAGGACAAGUCCUUAUUUCAAGUCGAGAACCUCUCCGAACCCGACUCGGGAAAUAAGCAACAAGAUUGUAGUCAGAACACUCAACCUAGGAAGUCUCUCCAAUAAGUUAUCUAGAACUUGCCAAACGACAAUUGAUACCACACACUCAAAUGUUAAAGAUGGAUGUUCUGAUCUUAAAGACUCUUUGGAUGAUGUGAGCAACUCACAGAAAGAAAAUAUUGACAGCCAGGCUUCGGGAAGCAACGGACACUCAAUGAGAGAAAGCGAGUUGACAACAACCGAUGUUGACCCAAGUAUAACAGCAACAAGUUUGGAAAAUGAUCCAAAACAAGAGACAGGGUCAAAUGCGUUACUCUCCUCUUCCUCCAAACAAGUUAAGCGAAAGAAGGAGACACCUGACACUGGUAGGGUGUCUAGUAUAAUAAAGAAACAAAAACACGGGGGAACCAGCUCGGUGGAAACAUUUUCUGGGAAAAAUGCACAAGAAAAAGUAAAACUCAAGACUGAGGUGCUCUCUACCAUUGAUCAUGAGCCCCUUUCAAGCUCAGACAAGUCCUCUCAUACUAGCAGCGAUUUACAGGUGGAUAGUGUGGCUGAGAAAAGCAUCAGGAACCAGACAGACGACACAUCACCCCCACAAAGGCUGCCCUAUUACCUACGCAAUUUCCAGACCGUUCUUCAGGCCGUGCUGGAGAACGAAGACGACAGAGCCCUGUUUGAUCAGGAUGACCUGAUGCUGGUGCAAACCUUUGAGAAGCUCUCACUCAUGGGACAGAAGUUGUACGUGAGACUGUUUCAGCGGAAACUGAAGUGGCUUCAAGUGGAUAAACUGAAUUAUGAGGAAAUAUCCAGUGAUUUGGGACUUGUUACUCGGGAGCUGGUCCAGGGUGGUCUUCUGGAGACAGAGAAAGACCUAAGCGAUGUAGAAGAAGUUCUAGAUCUCUUGCCUGCCCCUGAGCUCAAAGCACUGGCAAAGACAUUUCAUCUGGGCAAUUGUGGAACUCAAAAACAGCAGCUCGUCGAUGGGCUUCUCCGGCUGAGCAAGCAGAAGUCACUCUUCUCGCUGAGCCAGCCUCAAAACAACAUCAGGGCUGUCAUCUUGAAAAGAGCAAAGCAGCUUGCAGGUUCCUGUGUGCGUCUGCACCGCGGUCCUCGGGCUGUCUUCUCUCGCAUCCUUCUGCUCUUCUCUCUGACCGACACUAUGGAUGAGGAGGAGACAGCAGCAGGUGGACAAAGCCAGCUUUAUACCAUCCUGCUGGUCAACACGGGGCGCCUGGCCUUCCCAGAUUACGUAGUGCAGCGCGUGGCAAAGGUCUUCCAGGACAGAGACGACCUCAUUAGAUAUGAAGCAUCCAUGCGAGCAUUGCAGGAGGUGACCUUGACGAUGCAGGCAGGUCACUGGGAAGAGGCUAUGGACCUUUAUACUAAAGCCAAGAAUGAGUGGGAGGACCUAAAAAUGAGCUACGAUCUCAGUCAUCAAGAGGAGCUCCCAGUGUUCCUGCGCAGCUUCACCACAGGAUGGGCUUACACUCGUAUAUUAUCAAGAGGUGUGGAGAUCUUACAGAGACUGCGUCGAUAUGAGGAGGCUGUCGAUGAGUUGCAGUCCUUGCUUCUCCAGGAUGUGUACUGCCCAGACAGUAGAGGGCGCUGGUGGGACAGACUGGCACUGAACCUUCAACAACACCUCAAAAAACCUGAAGAAGCCAUCUGUGCUAUCAGAGACGGUUUGUCUGACCCCUUAGUGCGAACAGGACAUAAGUUGUCCCUCUACCAGAGAGCUUUUCGGAUGAGAGAGUCUGCCAGCUUCAAGAAGUACCAUCUGCUGCUCAGCGAGCUCCCCACUUUCGAUGUCCAGGAUGUCAGACAUGUGACCAUCCGAGGACAGCUUUUUCCCCAUGAAGGGGGCAAAGGGAAAUCACGGUUUCUAGUACCGUCAAAUGUGGACGAUUGUACUGAUGGCACCGUAAUAUGCUCCGUGGAAGAUCUGUCUUUAGCUCAUUACCGCCAGCAAGGCUUUGACCAAGGAAUCCAUGGAGAAGGAUCAACAUUCUCAACACUAUUCGCCCUUCUGUUGUGGGACAUCAUUUUUAUGGAUGGAAUACCAGAUGUUUUCCGAACUUUGUAUCAGGCAUAUCCCCUGGAUUUUUACACUGACUGUUUCUAUGAGAACCGACGAGAGGCAGUGGAUUCCCGUGUAGAUUUACUUAGUAAAGCUUCGGUAGAAACCUUGCACGCCAUGAUGGAGGAUAUUUGGAAUUCCCAAGAGGGCAAAGUGUGUUCUUGUGCCAACUGGGAGCUAUUCUCUUCACUUAGACAAGCCCAGUCUCUUGUGUCAUGCAUGGGCGGAGCCUUCUUAGCAGGCGUAAUAAUACGGAUGGCGAAAGACUUCAGACACUGUCGUGGAGGUUUGCCGGACCUUGUUGUGUGGAACACAUCCAAUAAAAUCUACAAGCUGGUGGAGGUGAAGGGGCCGAAUGACCGUCUGUCCCAGAAGCAACAGAUCUGGUUGGAUGAGCUCCAAAAACUGGGUGCUGACGUGGAGGUGUGUCAUGUGGUGGCCACUGGAGCCAAAGGAUCUCGUGUGGAAUAAAAGAGAAAUAAAUGACCAAAGUGAUAAAGACACAGUCAGAAACUGAAUUAAAAUGCUUCAAUUGCUUUUUCGGUUCUGUUCAUCUCAGCUCCAGGGAAUGAAUUGCAGAGUGAAAGUGGAGUAUAAUAUGCUACAUAUUUCCUUUGUUUAUCUCGAAAACUCUCACAAAAGCUUUCAGAUCAAAAUAAUCACAGCUCACACCGAGCUCAUUGUGUUAUUUUUUUCUCUGACACUGCGGCCUAGAUUUUCUAUCUUAAAACAAAUGACAAUGACGACUUGAUGAUGACUAUUGUUUUUUCUAUGUCAUACUCGUCUCAAUGAAAAAUAUAUUAAUACAAUGAGGUCUGUCAGAGAAGUUCCAGAACUGCCACAAAAGAUGUAUUUCAAAUCCGAACUGCAAGUUUUCCGUUUCGAAGUAAUCCCCCUUGGAGUGAUAGAUGCUCUCCCAUCCUUCUCUGCCACGCCUUCAUGCACACUUGGAAGAAUUCUUCAGGAUCCUCUGCAGUUCUGUCGUCGGGGCAAUCUUGUUAUGUGGAGCUUCAAAAGGGGUCCCCUUGAGCUUUUCAAAGAGGAAAACAUAACACGGAGCCAGGUCGUGUGAGUACAGCGACUGCUCCAGCACAGCCAUGUUUUUCUUAGCAAGGAACUGUUGUGCAUAGGCGCGUAAUUAUGCUUUUCUCAUGCACUGAUGAAAAGAAACACCACAGGAUUUAUGUAGAUCUGCAGGUUGAUUGUCUGUCCCAUGUCGGUUUUCUGCAGUCCCCCCCAAGUGGCCAAAGUGGACACCCCAGAAUGCCAAUGUAGAUUGUAUUGAAUGAUAUAAUAAGUGACACAAAAAAAGUUGAAUUCUAUUUAUGCAAUUCCUGUGCUUUGACAAAUGAUAUCAUAAAGUGUCGUUGAAGUGGGGAAAGGUGAUUUGAGAUGCAAGUUAUUGAGUUAUGAGCAUCGUCAAGGAAUGAAUUAAAGAUGUAUAUCAAGGCACUAAUGUACACAAA
Messenger RNA from Syngnathoides biaculeatus (alligator pipefish), 4199 nucleotides. It is a transcript of the gene fan1, whose product is annotated as FANCD2 and FANCI associated nuclease 1. Gene Ontology annotation, molecular function: flap-structured DNA binding; 5'-3' exonuclease activity; 5'-flap endonuclease activity. The record is from RefSeq and is a predicted model, not a curated record. Gene Ontology annotation, biological process: interstrand cross-link repair. Lineage: Eukaryota; Metazoa; Chordata; Actinopteri; Syngnathiformes; Syngnathidae. The coding region runs from base 304 to 3204 and encodes 966 amino acids. The transcript is spliced from 13 exons. Gene Ontology annotation, cellular component: nucleus.